Lycium ferocissimum is the source of this 929-nucleotide messenger RNA. Its product is annotated as ethylene-responsive transcription factor 2. Gene Ontology annotation, molecular function: DNA-binding transcription factor activity; DNA binding. The record is from RefSeq and is a predicted model, not a curated record. Lineage: Eukaryota; Viridiplantae; Streptophyta; Magnoliopsida; Solanales; Solanaceae. Gene Ontology annotation, biological process: regulation of DNA-templated transcription; ethylene-activated signaling pathway. The transcript has a single exon. The coding region runs from base 82 to 759 and encodes 225 amino acids.
CCUUCUUCUCUUCCAGAAUUCAAAACCUUUUAAUUCCUCUUUACUCUAUACCUGCUAUAAAAAAACCUUCAAAAAUCCAUAAUGUAUCAACCCAUUUCUACUGAGUUAGCUCCAACUAGUUUCAGUAGUCUCAUGUCAUGUUUGACAGAAUCAUGGGGUGACUUGCCGUUAAAAGUUGACGAUUCCGAAGAUAUGGUAAUUUAUGGGCUUCUACAAGACGCUUUAAAUAUCGGAUGGACCCCGUUAAAUUUAACGUCCAUGGAAGUUAAAGCCGAGCCGAGGGAGGAGACUGAGCCAGCUACGAGUCCUGUCCCUUCAGUGGCUCCAACGGCCGAGACUACAACGGCUCGAGCCGUUGUGCAGCCUAAGGGAAGGCAUUAUAGGGGUGUCAGACAAAGACCGUGGGGGAAAUUCGCAGCGGAGAUAAGAGAUCCAGCUAAAAAUGGUGCACGUGUCUGGCUUGGAACUUACGAGACGGCUGAAGAAGCCGCGCUCGCUUAUGAUAAAGCGGCUUACAGGAUGCGCGGCUCAAAGGCUCUAUUAAAUUUCCCGCAUAGAAUCGGCUUAAAUGAGCCGGAACCCGUUCGAGUGACGGUUAAGAGACGAUCAGCUGAACCGGCUAGCUCGUCGAUAUCAUCGGCUUCCGAAAGUGGCUCACCAAAGAGGAGGAGAAAAGCUGUAGUGGCUAAGCAAGCCGAAUUAGAAGUUCAGAGCCGACCAAAUGUAAUGUCAGUUGGCGAGCAGCUAUUGGUCAGUUAAGAUAUGAGCUAAGAACUCAACGGCAAAGGCUUGUUUGGUUUGGAGUGAAUACCAAACAGCAAAUCAUUCCACUGGCUUGGAAGCGGGCCAAGAAGGCCAUUUGGAUUAUGUGUCUCUGGCGUGUAAAGUGCACUUUUCGUUUUGUGCUUAAUGAAAAACACAUUUUCAUA